This is a messenger RNA of Carassius auratus (goldfish), 1430 nucleotides long. RefSeq lists its product as uncharacterized. The transcript has 3 exons. Bases 503 to 1303 code for a protein of 266 amino acids. The record is from RefSeq and is a predicted model, not a curated record. NCBI's taxonomy places the organism in Eukaryota, Metazoa, Chordata, Actinopteri, Cypriniformes, Cyprinidae.
GGAUUCAGUACUACUCUAUAGGUACUCAAGAUUAACAGGAUAUUGAGUGAAAACGAGCAUUUCACCCCCCCUUUAAGAAAACAAAGAUUGAAGUGCUAGUAGAUUGAUUCUCUCAGGCUGCGGUCAAGAAAUAGUGUCUAACGCUAGACGCUUGGGACUCCAUUCACCCUCCAUUAAUAAAAUCACUUUUCUCUGUCACUGUUUGAAUUAAUGUUUGUGUGUUUUCGUUAGUUUAGUUUGUGUGUAUUAGAGUAGUUCAAUAAAGUCUUGGUUGAUUUUACAUACAAGCGUCUUGUGCUGUGUGCUUACAAGUCACUGCCUUAAACUGUAGAUUCUGUUACCUUGCUCAUAAUCUAUUAUCAUAAUUUUAUGAUAUUAUUAUUGUUGGCCACGGGAUAAUAUUUUGUCCAAAAUUGAUAAAAUAUCCUAAUUUUUUUUCCAACUUCAACGAAAGGUGCAGCUGCAUGGCCGAAGAUGGAGUAGGCCAGGGCGGCAGGCCAGAAUGUGUACUACAGAGGACAUGUGGGCUACAUCAACGAGUUUCCAUGAUGAAAGCAUUGUUGACUCUGAUGAAGACUACACUCCAGAGACAAGUACCGCAUCGUCAGCUCGAGGACAGGUCCGGGGUCGAGGGCGAAGCAGAGGAGGUCGUGCAAGAGGCCGUGCAACUAGGGUCCGAGGAAGUAGAGGCCGAGGACGGGGUGGUCGAAGUGCAGGGCAAGGAGCACUUCUUGGACAAGAGGACCUGCGUCGAGUUUUGGAUCUUCAAGCUCAAACAAGGGCAUGUGAACAGGCCAGAAUUCGAGGACUGAGCCUGGAACAAGCACAUCAAGUCCUGGAGCUCUGCCUGACGCGUGACCCAAGUCUUAUGUUUGAUGUUCUGGAAAGGAUGUCAGAAAAUGCUCCUCCACCAGGCCCUCUUGUGUCAGGGCAACCCCCUUGGUGUGUCUGCCAGCGGUGCAGAGGAAUGGCCACAUUUGUAGAACAAAAGUGCUGUGGACAACAUCCCGAUUAUUGUAUUUCCAUACUGCCACACAUGGAAGCCUACAUUUUGGAAGAGGGUGUUCUGCGCCUUGCCAGACGUAUCUGGAAUGACAUUCGAGCAUUGACUGAUAAUCCAGAACCAGGACAAAGUAAUAGACAGUUUCAUCAUGCAGCAUACAGGCAAUUUGUAGUGUGGCAGUAUGGAGCAUUGGGACAGGGUCACAGAGUCAUGAUACCAAGUUGCUGCGUCUGGAAGAUACGCGAUCAUUAUCCUGAUCCACUGCAACAGUACAGAGGUUUUAUUCCUAGUAGAGUCUAAGAGUCUAGAGUGCUUUAGAGAACUGUCCAUCUAUUGUGUGGAUGAAUACAUGUACAUAGUUUCUGUGUUUUACAUUGUACAAUAUUAAAAUUAUUUAUUUUGUUUGGUAUACUGUUUUCUUCGUUUA